Molecule: messenger RNA, 732 nt
Organism: Dentiscutata erythropus
Lineage: Eukaryota; Fungi; Glomeromycota; Glomeromycetes; Diversisporales; Gigasporaceae
Source: the annotation of a GenBank genome assembly
AUGGCCAAAUACAUGAAUAACACAAAUGAAAAAACUCAAUACUUUGUUGAAACAUCAUUUAAACCCAGUUUGAAUGAAGGGUUUUUAAAAGAAGAGUUAAUACCACUUGAACAACAUUGUAGAUUAAAAACUUAUAAAAAUGAACAAACACAUUACAAUGCUCUCAUACAAAGAGUAAGAAGAAGACAAAAUAUCGCAACUCCAGCAAAGACAGCAGAUGGUGGAAAUACACUUACUUAUUUCCCUUUUCAAUAUUAUUCUAGUAAAAUGCUAUUUCAAGAUAUUAGAUUUAAUACUGGAAUAUUAAAUAAAUAUAUGUUGGAUUAUUAUCAUAUUAUGAGACUAAAUAUCUUUGGAAGUAAAAACUCUAUAAUUAAUCAUACUAAUACAGAUACUGGAUUAAAUAAAUACACAUUUCCACUUGCAACAUCUCAAGGAGGAGAAGAUACUGAUGACAAAUUUACAAUUAAUCCAAUAAAAAAAAAUUUUCAUAUCAGAGAAAUAGUUGUUCAAAUAGACUUUACAUCAUGUCAACUUUCAAUAAGUCAAGCAAUCGAACAAAAUAAUUCAACACUUCCAGCAAAUAUUGUUUUUGAAGAUUUUAAUAAUUUGGUUAAUAGCCCAAUAAAUAAAACUUUUAAAGUUAUAUAUGAUAAAAUAGAAACAAUUACAUGUAAGGAAUGUGAUUAUGAACAAAUUCUCUGUUUUACAUGGAAAAUAGAAAAACAAUGA